Daphnia magna is the source of this 2958-nucleotide messenger RNA. RefSeq names its product Bardet-Biedl syndrome 2 protein. Lineage: Eukaryota; Metazoa; Arthropoda; Branchiopoda; Diplostraca; Daphniidae. Gene Ontology annotation, biological process: non-motile cilium assembly. Gene Ontology annotation, molecular function: protein binding. The record is from RefSeq and is a predicted model, not a curated record. Gene Ontology annotation, cellular component: BBSome; motile cilium; ciliary basal body. The transcript has 9 exons. Bases 408 to 2501 code for a protein of 697 amino acids.
AUUCGUUUGAAAAGUCACGAAGUGAAAUUAUGCGGAUGCAUUCGGUAUAAAAUAAGAAGGUGCUACACCACACGAUUUCCAAUGACAAAUUUGGCGGAAAAUUUAGGUCAUACGGGAGUAAGCAGAGAAUUGCAAAUUCAAUGGUUACAGUUACACACGUUGUUGUUGUAAACGACCAAUUCCGAAUAAAGAAAGUGUGCCAUGUAGGUGCAGUUUACUUUCUUGACAUGAUAUCUGCAACUCUAGCUUCCUGGUCAAUAAAAAUGUAAAAAACAGGUAAGGAUAUUAAAGAAAACUGGGAUUAGAUAAAAUUUUUGCAUUUGGAGCAUGUACAAAGCAGAGGGAAAAGCAAUGUGUGCCACGAGAUGCACCAGAUUACCAUCAGACGCCAAAAAGUCUAACACAGUAUGUUGACACUCGUAAACGUUACUGAACUAAACCUCUCUGUUUUUCCGGGACAAUUGACUAUCUGCAAAUUUAAAGAAGAUGCUGAUACUGGAAUUACGUCGAGUUACGUCGGUGCCACAAGUGCCAACAAGGUUUUUGUUCGGCAUACCAAUCCGGUACAACAAGAUCAAAUCCAGUAUUUAAACAUCGAUCAGAGAAUCACAGCUCUCUGCAAUCAUCCUGUGCAUCAUGCCGCCGUUGUCAUGGGCACGACAUCUCAUUUACUUAUAUAUGACAUAGCUGAAAAUAGAACUAUAAUGAGUAAAGAGAUUGAAAAUGGUGUUGGAGCUGUGGUGAUUGGGUCUUUCGAUGAGGCGGGCGAGAUAAAUGUCAUUAUUGGUGGUAAUUGUUUCCUUCAGUGUCUGAACAUGGAGGGCAACGAGCGUUACUGGAAUGUCAUGAGUGACCAAGUUUCCGCCUUGGCUCUCUUCGAUUUUGAUGGCGACGGCCACAAUCACUUGAUCACUGGAACAGACGACGGAAAUCUACGUCUGUUUAAAAAUGGGCGUAUGACCUCUGAGAUCAAAGAAACGGAUGCUGUCACCUACCUAACAGCCUUGACAGAUCAUUGUUUUGGAUAUGCUUUAGCCAAUGGAACUGUUGGCGUUUAUCACAAGCGCAACCGUCUAUGGAGAGUUAAAUCCAAGAAUCAUAUUGUUGCUCUGGCGUCUUACGACGUCGAUAACGACGGCCAUCCAGAGUUGAUUUGCGGAUGGAGUCAUGGAAGAUUCGAUGCUAGACAUUGGCAAACGGGCGAAGUUGUUUUCAAGGGAAAACUGGAUUCGCAGCACGCCAUAGUUGCCCUACUCGUAGAUGAUUGGCUACAGAUGGGACAUGCUCAGCUCAUUGUUUGCUCACAACUUGGUCAAGUAUGGAGUUAUCUACCGAGUGACUUGGAAUCAACUUCUCUCGAUCGGAUCAAGGACGAAUAUGCCACUCAAGCAGAGGAAGAGGCCAUCCGGAUGUUACUCAUUCGCAAACAAAACCUCUUAGCUGAGCUGGAACACAUCCGGCAAUCUGGAACUUCUACCGAAGUAGCUGACGAAGACAUGCAUUUGACACUGACACAUAACCAAGAAAAUGUACUACUUCGGUUAGAGGGAGGCGGCAUGAUUGAUGCUGUGAUCGUCUUUGCCGAAGGCUUGUUUUCAAAUGGAGAGAGCCACGCACUCCAUUAUGACUCCCCUAGGGCAUCAGCCGGAAUUCCCCUGCCGGUUCAACGAAACUUGGCCGUCGAUUUGCAUGUGAAUGUCAUUUUUGGCUCCCCAAACAGUGAACUAUUUAAAGUAGUUGAAAUUGUUCAUCCAUUGCCGACUUUCUCACGCUUCAAAUCCGUUUCAUGGUCAUCUGUGGAGAAUCUCUCAGCCCUUCGAUUCCGUAUCACGGCUCGUCUUCAAGAGCGGAUACAAAGGAUCGGAUUUUGGAUAGCUCAGAAUUUCAUUGUGUCACCGGAAUUGCUCACCAGUGACACAUCAAUAGAAUUGGCCUUCGAAGUUCUCCCAUGGCGAACACCUUUGAGAAUGAUUUUCCGUAAUGAAGGCUCCUUUUUUAUCGAGUCAGAUCAUCUUGACCACUUGUCAGAGUUGAUUCAACACCUGGCUACAUUCUUCAAUGUCCAACACUUGGCAACCGAGAUUGAAAUUAGGGAUGAUCAUCGAAAACAGCUACUCGAGCUGAUGGAAGGUGUUCGUGGAUACCAGGCUAUUCGGCAACGCCUCACAGUGGAUAUGGCUGAUCAGGUGAAUGAAAUCAGAAAUUGGUAUAAUGAAUCAGAAAACGCCCGCUUGAUGAACGACAUGGUGGAAAUGAAACGUUGUUAUGCCGCCAUAUUGAGCGGAAAUGAACACCUUGUUGACCUACAAAACAUCCGCGACUCCAAUUACAACGAGCUCAUGAAGCACCUCAAGCAAAUCAAUCUUCAUAUUCAAUAUUCGUCUAACUGUCGUGUGGGGAAAUAUCAGACAGACGUAAUUCAAGCUAGUCGACAGGCAAUUAAAGCGGAAGACUUUGAACAACUUAUCAAGCUCACUUUGCAUGGCAUCGAAAAUCCUUAGAAAAACUAUUCAUUUGGCUGCAAUCUAAACUUGUAAUCUUUUAUAACUGAUUUAACCAGUCUUGAGCUAUCAAUUGACUGGAUUACCUGUAAAUCUAUUCUACCUUGACUGAAGAUUGAAAAUGAUUUCUCAAAAACCAAUUUCCGAACGUGCGGCAGAUGUUCCAUUACCGAAGGUAAAGGGAGGAGAAAAGAGAGAGGUAAAGUCAAGAUAGUACUUUCAUUAUUCCUUUCGAGCUUUAGCAUAAAGGUUUAGGACCUCAGAAAGUGAAAGUUUUUUCGAAACCCUUUCGGUAGACAAAUACUUGAGGCUAGACUGUAAGCCAACAAUUUUAGGAAAAUUUUGUCGGCAUAGUCUUACAGCAAUUCAAGAUGACACGGAUCGAAAGAUUCGGUCAAAAUGCUUCAUCGGAUAAUCUAAAACUUUCGAGAAUGAAAGAUUAUACGCUUACGUAGGA